AUGAACAAACAAAUCUCACUCUUAUUUUUCUUGGUUGCUCUAAUCUUUGUUUUCUCUUCAUCGGUCAAUGCCGGCGAAAUUGCUCCACCUAAAAAAGAUGACUGCUGCUGUGAUGAUGAAUAUCCAACUCCAACGCCACCACCUAUUAUUAGAUAUACUCCUGGUCCUCAUUCUAAAGUAAAAAGAGGAGGAGAAGUAAACGAAACAUGCUGCAAACCGCCGCCACCAGAAGAAUGUUGUGAUUGUAUAUUGGAUUAUUGUGACUUUAUACCUACGAGAUGCGAUAAACAUCAACGAAUACUUGGUCAGAUUCAGUUCCAACAAUUUAAAAAUUGUUCCAUAAAAGCCACCGGUAUUCUAACCAAAGCCAGGGCUUGCUGUGAAAAUUGUGGUGAAUACGAAUGUCUACCAUUAGAUGUCCAUGUUUACAACACAGGUCCCAGUGAUAUAGUAUUAGAUCUCGACCCUAUUGCUACUUUAGGCGGGGUUUUUUCAAGCUGGGUUACAUUAAAACCAGGAUAUCAAAAUUUAAAAAAUUUCAAUCAGUAUACCUGUUUGGUGGCGAUCGACACUUCUAACAGCGAACCUAGCGAUACCGUUCUUGGAACCGCCCCGGUCAAAAUGGUUUAA
Ambispora leptoticha is the source of this 630-nucleotide messenger RNA. The record is from the annotation of a GenBank genome assembly. NCBI's taxonomy places the organism in Eukaryota, Fungi, Glomeromycota, Glomeromycetes, Archaeosporales, Ambisporaceae.